CAAGUACUGACGGAGCUAGAAUCUACUUCAGAAGACUUUAGACUCUUACUGUGGGAAGCUGAUAUAGCGGACAUCGGAUCUUUGGAGAAACUAUUCCAGAAACCAUCCCUCCGCAUUCACAAGUUACCAAGCUUUGUUGAUCAAAUACUAGAGAAAACUCCCCUGACGCAUUGCGACAGAAAAGCAUUGCAGAACACCCAGCAAAAGGUCCAAGAACUACUCACAAAUAUUAAAAAGUACUCCACCAGACGAACCCCGGCCUCGAAAGAAAGGAGAGCACCACCUGCAAAGCCUAAACGUAAAAUGAAGAAGUCAAAGACCUCACCAAAACGCUCUGACUUUGGAAAGACUUUCACCAAGAGUCCUAACAAACGGAAAAGUUUAAACCCAUUUGAUUCCAGCUCUUCUAGUUCCUCUGAGUACCAUGAAGUAGGACCUGGUGAAGUAGGACCUGUUGACGAUGAUAAAAGUGAAGAAAUGAAGCGUGAUUCUCUAGAAAGGGCGUUCCAAGUGAUUGAAAAAGCUGAGGAGGUAAACUGUGCAUCUCUCGAACGGGCCCUACAAGUCAUCGAAAAAGGUGAAGAAAUAAACUGUGAUUCUCUCGAACGGGCAUUUAAAGAUCUCGAAAAAUCAAUCGAAUGUAUGGAAGCCAGUUCUCAAGUCCCAAAAGUUGCGUUAGAUUCAUCAGAGGGUUCAGAAAAACGGACCACAAACCUGUCAGUAGUUGAAGAGUACUCUCCAGGCAGCCCCGCUAACUCCAGCUUUGAGGGUUCCCUCAGACUCUCUCCCAGGAUGGCACGUGCAACUAUCCUCAGACCUCGCAGUGCUUCUCCUAGAACAAGGAGCUUCUCGUUUGGGAGGGAUGAGAGUGAGUGUGCAGAUCAGGAGUAUAAUAAUUUGUGGGAGAAGAGGUCAUCCUCACCGGGUAUUAUAGAAUACCUUUCCGAUCGAUCUAAGGAUCAGUCACUGAGUAAGCUCCAUACAGUAGAAGGUGACAAUGAGAUCAGGAAUGAGAAAGAAACAACUGCAGAGCCGCACUCAGUAGAACACUCUCCUCAGAAUACCUCUCAGCCACAAACUCCACUUCCAGAGUCAGAAGACUUAACUCCUUGUAAAGCCAAGAAUGCUUCAGUAUCUUCCACGAUAGGGGACGAGUUUUUCUUUGAUGAACGAGAUUUUUACGAGAUUUCAGAUAUGGAGUCGGACACAUCCUUGGAUGAGUUUGAGCUCAGAUCGAAGGGGUCGGAAUUAGAAUUAUCAGAUCUAGAAUCAGAAAGGUAUUGGUCAACUCAGAAAUCUAAAAAUCCGCCAAAACCAGUAGACCAGAUAACGGAGGAGGAUAACAGUAAAACGCUGACAAGAGAUGAAGCAGACCCUGAGUCUUGACACAGCUGUGUCCUGUAAUCCAAUAAUAUGAUAUAAUAAUUAAUAAUAUGAUAUAAUCCUGACCCCUUAUGAUCCUCUAAUAUGGCCCAUAUUCUGUGAUUCUGCUCUGAGUGCUGAGUGCAGACCCCCUAAUCUGGCUAUAUAAGCUAAUAAGCUGCUCUAUAUAUCGUGCUACUUGAGCUACAUUUGGGUAUGUAUUGUGUAUUUUGUCAUGGUAAUGCGACGAGUGAGAUGAUUUAAGACGUGUCCCUUUGUCCGUUGACAGGUUGAGUAUAGUGGUAGCUGGGUCACGCAACAUUCAUUUUUACUUAAGGACACG
Bolinopsis microptera is the source of this 1705-nucleotide messenger RNA. RefSeq lists its product as uncharacterized. The transcript has 6 exons. The coding region runs from base 304 to 1386 and encodes 360 amino acids. The record is from RefSeq and is a predicted model, not a curated record. Lineage: Eukaryota; Metazoa; Ctenophora; Tentaculata; Lobata; Bolinopsidae.